CCACCACCACCCACCUCUACGCGUACUCGACUCUGGUAUCUUCACAACGUCCUUCGAUUUGCACUUGAUCUCUCUUGUACUCAUUUGGAUUUUGCUUCUUCUCAUUCAUCUGCUUGCUUUCUUCUUGUUCUCGCGAGCUUUCUCGGCUCAUCUGGCUCUCCUCCGUCCGGCGUUUCUGUCUGGACCAUUCGUCUGACCAGCCGCGCUGUGACCUGCACUUGUCUAGAGCUCCUGUCACAGCCUGCUCGUGCCUUGCUGCAAAUCAUAUUGUAAUUUGAGCUCUUCAUUACCUUUUUCUGUUUGUGUCGUGAUUUCCUGCGUGUCGUCAAGCUAUCGUGGUGCCUGUGUUUCCCACUUUUAAACCACCUUCAAGGGAAAGAGCAUCGAAAUCUCGGUGCUUUAUCUACCUAAGCUCAAGACUCUUGCUGCCGAGCAGAUUCAGAGCCUUGGAAACCCUUUCCUUUUUCUUUCUCACUGAAAAUGGCCCCCGCUAGCCACAUGAGUUAUACCAAGGAUGAGCGAGUAUUAUGUUUCCAUCACGAAAUUCUUUACGAAGCCAAGAUCCUGGACCUGAGGCAUGUCGACCCCGACGACAGGAAGAGUCCGUUUGAAUACCUGAUCCAUUACAAAGGCUGGAAAAACACGUGGGAUGACUGGGUGCCCCAGGAUCGUCUUCGGAAAUUUACCGAUGAGAACCGGGAACUCGCAUCCACUCUGCGCCGCGAAGCUGAGGCCACUUUUCGGCAGAAGAGUGGCAAGCCUGUCCCCAAGAAGAAGGGAGGUUCUGACCGGAGCUCUGCUCGCGGAAGUGAGGAGAGACAGAGCUCGGUUCCGGCUCGUGGCACUAAGAGAGGCAGAGACAACGAGAUUGAAAAGGAAGAACAUUUCUACAUGCGGCCGUCUAUCAGGAUUGUCAUCCCAGACAGCCUCAAAUGUCUUCUGGUUGACGAUUGGGAAUAUAUCACCAAGAACCACCAGACUGUUAAUCUGCCAUCCAGAACUCCGGUCAAUCAAAUCCUCGACGCCUACCGGGAGGAAGAGAAACCGAAGCGCGCAAUGCCAUCUGAUCUCGAUGUGCUGGAUGAAGUUUUGGCAGGCAUUAGAGAGUAUUUCGAUAAAGCUCUCGACAAAAUUCUUCUUUACAGGUUUGAACGCGAGCAGUGGCGAUCGAUCAAGAAGCGUAUGGAUGCAACAUCUGGCGAGAUUGCCGGCAAGAUUCCUUCGGAUGUCUAUGGCCCAGAGCACUUGAUUCGUCUGUUCGCUACAAUGCCCGAACUUAUUGCUCAGACAAAUAUGGAUCUGCAGUCCACAACCAGACUUCGCGAGGAGCUCUCCAAGUUCACCAUGUGGCUGAGCAAGAACUCCGAGCGGUACUUUGGAGACGGCUACGUGAAUGUCAGCAACGAGUAUAUCCAGAGAGCAAAGGGGAAUCUUGAUUUUGCUCCUGGAACGGCCACGUCGCAACUCGGUUAGGCUGUGCCUUCGGAGCCUGAAUCGCCAUCGUCAUUCUUCUACGGCCUUCAUUGCUGCUUUUCGCAGGAACCAUUUUGCAUUGUUCUUCUCUGUUGUGCACGGAUACUUUUUAGCCAUUUCCUCUUUUUGCUAUUUCCGUUAUUGUAUCAUUAGCGAACUCCAUCAGGGUGUCUUGACGAAGGACUCUUCCAUAUCCGAUGAGCCAUCUUCUUGGUUUGGUUCUUAUCAAAAAUCGAAAUAACAUUGCAGUGCGGC
Penicilliopsis zonata CBS 506.65 is the source of this 1728-nucleotide messenger RNA. RefSeq lists its product as hypothetical. The record is from RefSeq and is a predicted model, not a curated record. The coding region runs from base 481 to 1473 and encodes 330 amino acids. NCBI's taxonomy places the organism in Eukaryota, Fungi, Ascomycota, Eurotiomycetes, Eurotiales, Aspergillaceae. Gene Ontology annotation, cellular component: Rpd3S complex; NuA4 histone acetyltransferase complex; nucleus. The transcript has 4 exons. Gene Ontology annotation, biological process: regulation of DNA-templated transcription; chromatin organization.